Penicillium antarcticum is the source of this 1326-nucleotide messenger RNA. Its product is annotated as non-structural maintenance of chromosomes element 4 family protein. The record is from RefSeq and is a predicted model, not a curated record. Gene Ontology annotation, biological process: DNA repair. The transcript has 3 exons. The coding region runs from base 1 to 1326 and encodes 441 amino acids. NCBI's taxonomy places the organism in Eukaryota, Fungi, Ascomycota, Eurotiomycetes, Eurotiales, Aspergillaceae. Gene Ontology annotation, cellular component: nucleus; Smc5-Smc6 complex.
AUGGCUCGGUUUGCUUUACAUCGGGACGCAGCAACUUCUCACUCGCCUAAUCCAACUUCAUCACCUAUAUCAACCUCGGACAAAGAAAAUCGGCGACAAAUUUCCAAUAAGCGUACACAUGCCGCGAUGGCAUCAUCGCGUCUGAACAAGCGACCUCGACUCACAGACCGCAAUUCCAAUAUUCAGUCGCAAGGACCCCCGCCAUCUCAACGGAACGGAGAUACUAGAUACUAUGAUCCAGACCAAGAUGCCGAUGAACGGCGACGCGUACGGAGAGAGCUGAGGGAUCUGAACAGAGAACUGAACGACUCACGAGGCGAGUUCAUGCAAUCUGGAAAUGACGGUCUUUACAAGACGGUUGAAAAGGCAAAUGAGAUUUUCGUCCAAGUGAAGCAGACCUCCGACGCUACGAUCGAUUCCCGCCUUCUAGUCAACGCCGCAGACUUAUCGCACAAGAAAACGGCCCAGCUUGCCCUUGGUGAUUCCUCCGCUGGAAUCGAUGUCGAUGAGUUUGUCUCGAAGUGUAUAUCAUUUAUGCACCGCGGACCUACCAACGCAACGGGAACACCACGCGGAACACAAGGUCGUCGAGGACGAACUCGCCAAAGCCAGCGCGACCCAUAUGCUAGCGACGAGGACGAAGGCGAUGCAAUGAAUUGGGACCACCUGGGCCGGGCAGCUUGCUUCCCACAUAAUGCCAGGCCAGUCGUGCCAGGAUGGUUAUUGGGCCCGCUCUCGGUACAGAAGCGUGCGCGUCAAAUGACCCAGCGCACAGCACGAGAAGCGAUCGAUCCGGAAAACGCAGUAAAACCGAUAGAACUGCAACAGGGAGAUCUUGGUCAACAGGACAGCGUCAAUUUGACACAGACAUGUUCAGAAAUUAACAAACUACUCGGAAACACACAGAAAGAACGUGAAAGGAAAGCCGAGAGAAAGCUACAGAACAUAGAGAAUCCCACCGAAGAUCAGUUACGAGGCGUGUUCGAUGAAUGUGGCAUCGCUGACGACGGCGGAAUUCCCUUGUUCGCUUUCUGCAUUGACCCACAUUCAUUUGGACAAAGUGUCGAGAACCUGUUUUACGUGAGCUUCCUGGUUCGUGAUGGCACCGUUGGUAUAUCAACAGAUAGUCGCCAAUUGCCGACGCUUCACCCCUCGAACCCCUAUGCGCCGAGUGAAGCGCAAAGGCAGGGCAUUCAGAAACACCAGGCCGUAUUCAGCUUGGAUUACGAAACGUGGGAGCAGCUUAUCAAAGUGUUUAAUAUCAAGAAGCCAAUCAUCCCUCAUCGCGAAGAGAUUGAGGGAGAAACGGGCAUGAGCUGGGUCUAG